Messenger RNA from Mycena citricolor, 687 nucleotides. NCBI's taxonomy places the organism in Eukaryota, Fungi, Basidiomycota, Agaricomycetes, Agaricales, Mycenaceae. The record is from the annotation of a GenBank genome assembly.
AUGUUGAGCACCCUGGCUGGCAAUUCCAUUCUCUCCGCAGACGACACAAGCGCUUGUGAAGGAGACCACCGCCGGGCGCAAGAACACGUCCCCACAGAACAUCUACGGGACGUCGCAACUGUACUCGUGCGGCGCCCUGCGCGUCGCGCUGCCAAGUGUGCGUUGGUAGCUGGCAAGUGGAAGAGUGCGGCGACGGCGGGGAUGGUUUCCGGUGCCGCCACAGGGGCUAGCUUGAAUGGGGCCCAAUUCCUGAGCGAGUGGGACAAUACCUCGGGCACAGAACCCAAAGUGGAGAAGGUAUACCAGAUCUCGAUCCCCCGCGGGCCCCCUCCUGUUCCGAAUCGAUCAUUCUUUGACCCCACAUCUCUCACAAACGCAGCCGCUCCCAGCACCCGACGACCGAAAUCCGCCUCUUCCACAGCUUGCAGUGCAUCUGCGAGCUCGGCACCAAAGGGCCCUGCCCUCUGCAGUUUCCGCUCGUGCGGCAUCUGUAGCAUCGUCAAGUCGUCCUUCCACGAGUUUACGUUCGGCAAAAAGGCUAACUGCGGCCGGUGCGGCGACGGGGUAUAUGCGUUCCGGAACCCGAGCCUCGCAGAUGGGCACUCGACGUCCGCGACGAGCACGCCGUAUCGAGUGAUGAUUGCGUGCGACGCAGCUGUGGCUUCGAAUGCGGAGACGUCGAGAUGA